AUGCUGACAGCCCUUAUACUGGCCGUGGCCUGCCUGACGCUGUUCCUCCUGCUGACAUACAAGGAUGCGGCGGCUGGCUCGACUCCUCCGUCGCAAUACGCAUGCGCCGAAGAAUACCGGAACGUCGCAUUGAAGUCGCUUGGCGUGUCCGUGCGCGGGCGUUCAACUUACACGGGAGCGGUCCACACGUUCUUUGGCAUCCCGUACGGUGGCGACACAAGCGGUGACAACCGCUUCCGGCUGCCCAAGAACGAGACAAAUAUCGUUGGUGCCCACACGGUCUUCAACGCUUACCAACAUGGACCACGGUGUCCGCAAGAGGUCGACACACUGCACAAUUCUAGUGAGGACUGCCUCACGCUCUCUAUCUGGGCUCCAAUACAGUGCAACGCGACUGCCGAUCCGUUUGUUGUCCUGGUGGUGCUGUCCUCUGACUGGUUUCAGAGAGGUCACGUGAAGGACAACGAGGCCAUGUGGGAGGCACUGGCGGUGGCCGGCCGCUUGAUCGUUGUCUUCAUCCACCACCGACUGGGAGUCCUUGGGUUCUUGGACGCCGGAACCAAGGACAGCCCUGGAAACCAAGGCAUCGAGGACGCAUUUCUUGCCCUGGACUGGAUCAGCGACAACAUCGAUGCGUUCAACGGAGACCCCGCCUCUAUGGUCGGCCUCGGGCGCGGUUCCGGCUCAUACAUUGCGUCUCUGGACCUGUACGCGGCAACAUUUCGCAGGAAACGUUUCUUUAAGCGCCUCAUUCUUCUUGGCCUCUCACCGGCAUCCCUGCUGCCUCCAGGUGGACCGGCUUCAUUCGGUCGGCUUGCGCGGGCGCUGCGUUGCCACAAGGGCAAAUAUGUCCGCGCGAGCAUCACCUGUCUUAGGGGUGUUCCGCUGGAGAAAAUGUACGCGGUGACGGCCAAGGAGGCGCCCCUCACGUUCAUACCAAGUUGCGGCAAGCCUCCCGUCGGGGAUUGCAAGGACGCGUUCUCAGAACUUCCGCCUUUCCUUCUCCAGAAGGAAAUGCUCUGCGGGUAUGACAAGGAGGAAGGGCAUAAGCUCCUCGAUCAGAUUUUGCUGCAGGAGCUGCCCACUUCGAAAGACCCCUCGACAGUGUUUGGCCUGCUGCAGAAAUUUUUCACCCGAAAGCAACCGAAGCAUACGUUUAGUAGCCUGUCACCCCACACUCAGAAGGCACUCAACCAAUCUAACCUGCAGGGAUUCAGGGACCUGGUGGUCGAUAUGGUUCUUCGAUGCCCUCUUCUGCGACUUGCCCGCGCAGCAGUGCUCAAAGGCUCAAUGAUGUACCUCUACGCAUCGGACGGGCCAGACAUUGUUUUUGAGCCAGCAGUUACGAAGACGGACAUCAUAAAUUUUGCUAAAACCGGAAAAGUCAGCUCAUGGCGGCCUUUUUCUGACCACUCCGGUGUUCUGGUGGUGUCCAGCUCGUCAAGCACCGUCAUGGAAUGGGGCGAAGAAACUUGCGCGCUAGCGAACAAACUUUCGAGCACGAUCUUUAGCUUGUGACGCCGCGCGCGUUGCCAAACAUGAACUACGCUGCGCAUUGACUCAAGUUCGAACAAAGUCACGCAGAAGAAUUAUUAGUAUGUUUAUAUUUCGCGGACAGAAAAUUUGUUUUCACACACACUAGUGAAAUAAUUGCGUACAUUUCUGCUUGGCAAGAAGUUCUGGUAAGCGCCUUCUGUGAUACAAUUUGUUAAUCAUGCAAAGGUGACGCCUCCUUCGGCGUGUAUUCUUGUCGCUAUUUCUAUGUUAACCUUAUUUUCAGGAUUUUAAAAUCGUCUAGUGUUCACAGUACGCAGAAGUCUGCCGCAAUAAGAAUGCUCUGUUCCGCAGUAAACUCGUGCGUUUUAUGAUGACUGCGUCUAACUGCAGAUAACGAAUGCGCUCAAGAAUAAUGGCUUUCUGCAUGCUGAAGUUCCGUCAUCUUGAACGUCCAUGCGGGCACAGGUGCGUGCGGUGAAUUACUGUAGUUUGGAAUAGUAACCUUGAAUGCUUACGACACUAUGAAUCAAGACGCUAGAGAACAUGUUGAGCACUGCGAUGCACAAAUACUCGUUAUGUAUUUCUUUUUGUAAAGUGAAAAAUGAAACGUGCUUAAUUGUGCUCGUCUUGUGCAAAUAAAAAGCACUUCGCGAGGUAUUUGCAAGUGCUCGUUUUAACCCCCUUCCUCACUGUCUUUCAAAAGGGUGGGGGAAAGAACGGCUGGCCUGAA
Messenger RNA from Dermacentor andersoni, 2227 nucleotides. Its product is annotated as cholinesterase-like. Gene Ontology annotation, molecular function: acetylcholinesterase activity. The record is from RefSeq and is a predicted model, not a curated record. Gene Ontology annotation, biological process: acetylcholine catabolic process; choline metabolic process. Gene Ontology annotation, cellular component: plasma membrane. Lineage: Eukaryota; Metazoa; Arthropoda; Arachnida; Ixodida; Ixodidae.